Messenger RNA from Debaryomyces fabryi, 1203 nucleotides. RefSeq lists its product as uncharacterized. Gene Ontology annotation, biological process: microtubule-based movement. The record is from RefSeq and is a predicted model, not a curated record. The transcript has a single exon. The coding region runs from base 1 to 1203 and encodes 400 amino acids. NCBI's taxonomy places the organism in Eukaryota, Fungi, Ascomycota, Pichiomycetes, Serinales, Debaryomycetaceae.
AUGGCAAGAUCAGGUAACGAAUAUUAUCCAGUUAUUCUUGAUAUAAACUCAACAUUCAUACGUGCGGGAUUUGCCGGUGAUGCUUUGCCUUUGGAAACAAUUAAAUCAGUUGAUCAAAAUGAUCAAAGCACUCUAAAUAAGGUACCUCCGUACUAUGACUUAAACGAUGCCUCAAUGACUUCUGAACAGCUUGAUAUGGUUAUGUCAUGUAUGUUUUCAUCCAACCCGGUUAUUAAACAGGUAUCAGAGAUAUAUACGAAAGAUUCUAGUCAUACAAGGCAUUCAAAGAGUAUAUCAGGAAAUAAUUUGCAAUUAAAACUCUCAGAUAUUUUUAUCAAUCAUUUGCUAGUUUCACCUCCUAGAACCAAAAUAAUUAUAGUUGAUUCUGGCUAUUCCAUAUUAGAAAAAUCCAGAAUUUCAAAAAUUUUGCUAUUUAAGAUUGGAGUUAAAUCAAUUAUUUGGACACCAGAAUCUACUUUGCAUGUUAUCGGGGCAAAUAGUAUCAACGGCCUAGUAGUGAAUGUUCAGUGGGACUCAUUGCUUUUAAAUUCAAUUAUAGACCUCAGAAUUAUAAGCCAUUUAGAGCAGUUUGAUAAGUUCAAUGGUAAUACUUUACAUUAUAAAAUAAUAGAGAAAUUGUUAGAAUUGGAAGAUGAAGAUGUAAACACAUUGCUUAAGAACACUAACUUAUUUGAUAUUAUCGAAAAUUUUAUUGCAAAUGCAGUAUAUGUCAGGUCUAUAGAUGACAAAGAUGAUGAUUCCAGGUUAUUCCAAAUUUCAGAAGGCAUCAAUAUCCCCAAUCGGCUACGAUACGAAGUCGUAGAAUCACUAUUUUUUGAGGAAGACAAUUUAUCCCAGUUAAUAGCGUCCAAUGUAAUAAAAUUACCAAUCGACUUAAGACCAAUCUUACUAGAAAACAUAAUAAUAACUGGAGAAAUGUCCAAUAUUCCUGGUUUCAAAUCACGACUUAUACGAGAAGUUAGAAAUUUGGUCACCGGUAUUGUAAGUUGCAAAAUUACUUUAGGUCUGUGGGCCGGUUGCUCUUUAUAUUGUUCUACUACAUUAGUACGACAGAAUGAAGAAGUGUGGAAAUCUCAAGAGAUAACGAAAGAAACUCUAACUAAAUCAAUCUCACCCGAUGGAAUUUACUUAACAAACAUACCAGAUGCAUUCAAUUCACUAUAUAAAAAUAGCUCAACGUAA